Dipodomys ordii (Ord's kangaroo rat) is the source of this 1494-nucleotide messenger RNA. RefSeq names its product tumor necrosis factor receptor superfamily, member 25 (gene Tnfrsf25). The transcript is spliced from 10 exons. Gene Ontology annotation, cellular component: plasma membrane. Lineage: Eukaryota; Metazoa; Chordata; Mammalia; Rodentia; Heteromyidae. Gene Ontology annotation, biological process: signal transduction. The coding region runs from base 58 to 1329 and encodes 423 amino acids. The record is from RefSeq and is a predicted model, not a curated record. Gene Ontology annotation, molecular function: protein binding.
GCUGCUGGGGGGGAAGCCCCGGGCCCCAGGACCAGGCACAGGCCUGCUCAGAAGGCCAUGGAACCGUGGCCCUGGGGCUGCACGGCAGGGGCUGCGGCUGUUGUCCUGCUCCUGCUGCUGGGUGCCCAGGGCCAGGCCAGCACCCCUGGGCCUGGGUGUGACUGUGCCAGUGGCCUCCAGAGGAGGUCUAACCCGCUGUGUUGCAAGGGCUGUCCAGUGGGACACUACAUGAAGGCCGCCUGCACAGAGCCCUGUGGGGCCCCCACCUGCCUCCCGUGCCCCCAGGGUACCUUCUUGGCCAGGGAUAAUCACUCUAAGACUCGGUGUACCCGCUGCCAGUCCUGCGAUGAGGAGGCCUCCCAGGUAGCCCUGAAGAACUGUUCCACACUGGCAGACACCCAGUGCGGCUGUGUGCCUGGCUGGUUUGUGGACUGCUCAGCCAAGCCCUGUAGGGAAAGUUCACCCUUCCACUGCCGCCCUUGUACCGACUGUGAGGUCUUGAACCGCCACCCACAGCUGCCCUGUUCUAGCAGAGACACUGAAUGUGGCCCCUGUUUGCCUGGCUUCUACGAACGUGGUGAUGGCUGCGUGUCCUGCCCCACGAGCAUCUUCAGGAGCUGUCCCGAGCCCUGCGCUGCUGUCUGUGGCUGGAGGCAGAUGUUCUGGAUUCAGGUGCUUGUGGCUGGCCUGGUGCUUCUCCUCCUGCUUGGAGCCAUCCUGAUCUACAGGUAUCACUACCGCCAGUCUCCUAAGCCUGUGGUGUCUGCAGACCCAGCUGGGACAGAGGCCCUGACCCCACCACGGGACACCCAUCUCUCACCCUUGGACAGCGUCUGCACUCUCCUGGUGCCCCCUGGAGACUGUAGGAAGACCUGUACCGACCAGCUGGUAACCAACAGCUGCUGGAUCCCUGGCUCCUCCCAGACCCAGGCUGCUCCUUGCCGGCAUGUGCCACAACCCUGCGACCACCUGCCCAGCAGAGCUCUUGGCGCGCCUCCAGCCCCGGAAUCAGCGCCCCCUGCAGGCUCGCCCGCCGCCUUGCUGCAGCCGGGGCCGCAGCUGUACGACGUGGUGGACGCGGUGCCCGCGCGGCGCUGGAAGGAGUUCGUGCGCACGCUGGGGCUGCGCGAGGCGGAGAUCGAGGCCGUGGAGGUGGAGAUCUGCCGGUUCCGUGACCAGCAGUACGAGAUGCUCAAGCGCUGGCGCCAGCAGCAGCCCGCGGUGCUGGGCGCCAUCUACACAGCCCUGGAGCGCAUGGGGCUGGGCGGCUGCGCCGAGGACCUGCGCGCCCGCCUGCAGCAGGACGCGCCCGCGGCGACGCCCCGGUGACCCGGCGCCGCAAGCCCUAAGUACGGUUACUUAUGCGUGUAGACAUGUUAUGUCACUUACUAAGCCCCGGGCCGGCCCUGCGUAGCAGCGCCGGCCGUCUCCCUGUCCACCUGCUGAGGGCCGGUGACUGCGCACCGGUUCCCGGCCCGAGGCCUCGGUAUUAAA